Parasteatoda tepidariorum (common house spider) is the source of this 2733-nucleotide messenger RNA. RefSeq lists its product as uncharacterized. The record is from RefSeq and is a predicted model, not a curated record. Gene Ontology annotation, cellular component: membrane. NCBI's taxonomy places the organism in Eukaryota, Metazoa, Arthropoda, Arachnida, Araneae, Theridiidae. Gene Ontology annotation, biological process: sensory perception of taste.
GAUACGAUUAAUAAUUUUUAUAUAAAUUUAAUAACUUUUGAAAAUUGUUGAGCAUAGAGAAUAGUUAGAACGUUUAAUAUAUGAUUUGCAAUUUCGUUCAGAAUCAGAUUAAGCUCGCGGCCUUAUUAUAUUUCUUCUAAUUGGUGAAACAGAAAUAUUCAAGUUUGGCAAAGAAGUUUAAGGCAACUUUUUAAAAAGUUUUAAAAAAACCAGAAAAUGAAGAAAAAUCAAGAAAAAAGAAUUGUGAGUGUUGGCACAAUUAAUAAUUUACAUAGUUUUCAACCUUUUGUUUUUUUUAAACGCGGCAUCUCCAAAGAGUAGAAUUUCUAAAUAUUUUUAGAUUCUUGAUAAGAACUUAACACUGUUAGGUCUUCAUUCUAUUACUUGCAGGACCAAUGUUUAGUUAACAAUGUUGAGCAAGUCCAAGACAUAACAUAACCUAAAGCGAUAUAAAACUCUAGGCGUCAAUUUUGAAAAGAAGGUUAAAAAUCCAUAUUUUUCUGCCGAAUUUCUUAAGUAUGUUUACAAAGCCAUUUUUAAAAUAAUAAUACUACACGUUAGAGAAUGUUUCUACAUUGCAGUCAAACAAGGUUAUUCUAGCCGCACGCAUUUAGAAACGAUUUAGAGUUUUCCAGGCAUGUUAAGCGUAACAAAAUCGAUAAUAUUUUUACUACAUAGAGGCUUUUUGCCAAAGUUUUAAGUUAGGCGAGGAAAAAAAAACUGUCAUGAGCAGAUGAUUUUUUUGAAACUGUUGCCACUAAGAGAAGACACCAUUCUGAGCUUUAAAUGAUCUGAGAUGAGCACAAACUGUUUUUUAUGAGCUUAUACCCGCAAGCAGUGGACACAAUCGAGCUAGGUUUGGACACCAAACUGGCACCGCCAUCAUUCACUCCUUGCCAGCCACCUCCACCCCUCAUAUCUCCAGUCACCAUGCUGGACUUGGAGUGUGUGAAGCGACAUUGCACAAGCAGUGAGUCACACGUCACCAUGGAGAUCACCAAUUUGCCCCUGUCAUGUGAUCAGAGGUGUGAUAGGGACGAUCUCAGCCAGUUCGACAGGCCAGUGUUCGAUGGUCCCAGAAUAUUCUACUGGUGGUCUUGGACGUUGGGACUGACAGAUCUUCUGGAAGACUCCAGAAGGAAAGACCCUCUCAGCUGUUUCCUUCGCCCAUUCAUCAAGACUCUAGUUGUGCUGAUUCUGCACGCUUUUGCUGUGCACUACGUGAUAUUGCUUGGCACUCCCAACAGAAGCGGCCAUUUGUGGUUCACUCUGGUGGUCUCAGUCGACGCUGUGACCACCGUCAUUCCAAUGGACAUUCUGCUUCUGAGAGUUAAAAGAGUCCGAAAGCUGACCUGCCAGCUUCAGACGUUGCAUUUCGAAAAGUCUGCCUCAGAGACUAAGAGUUACAAGUGGGAGACUCUGGCCGUUGUGGUCACUAUUCUGUUUUUAAUCUUUUACGUGGUGGCCCUAUCCAUCAUAAUCCAGUCUUGGGACAUACACCACAUGCUGGAAGCUCAUCUACCCUACGUUCAGUCCGUGUGCGUCUCGGAGGAGUGCGCUUACAACGUGGUGCUUCUGGUGUGGGGCAGUCACGUGAUGCUCAUAUGGGGUGUCAAAGCUUUCCUCGUUCUUUUCUUCUGCUUCAUAUGCAGCAACAGCCAAUUUCAGUUCGAGUGUCUGAACAAGAGCCUCAUCCUGAUGAAGGGAAAGGCUGACGUCGUGGAGGCCGGUAUGGUGCACGACAUCGCGGUCGACCACAACAAGCUCUGCGAACUCGUCUUCGAGGCUGAUCGUCUCUUCAACGCUUCUGUCUUCAUUUGGUUUGCUUUCGUGUUGCUCGUCAUCUGCGUAGAGGUCAACAGCUUUCUCCGUCAGGAGAAAGGUCUCAUAUCGAGCGGCGGAACGGUCAUCAUGGUCUUAGAUUUCCUAUACGCUAUAGCCAUAGUGAUCUUUAUCGUCAUAGGUGGCUGCAGGGUAGCCGAGGUAGCUUUGCAGACCAUUCCCUACAUAGUGAACUUCGCCCGGUCCAAGGAGAUGCCCAGUCAGAGCGUGUACAAUGAGGUGCAGUUGAUCGUCAACCGAGUGACCGUGUUUCCGGUCACUUUCACGGUGGGCAAGUUUUUCUACAUCACACGCAGCAUUCUCAUCACUCUGGUCAGUGCCCUUUGCACUUAUAUAAUAGUUCUAGUGCAAAUGAGUCCGCAAGUCAUGGAGAACUUCAAUUCAAAAAGCUAAUCUGUGUGUGUGUGUGUAGAAUCUUCCUUUUUCCUCAAAGAAAAGUGGGUGAAUUUAUUUUCUGAAGAAAAAAAAAAAAGAUUAAAAAUAUUUCAAAAAUAGCUUUAAGGAUGCGAAAGAACAAAUGGAUACGCUGAAACAUAAUCAAAAAAUACUUCGUGAAAUUGCUUCAUGGAUAUGAAAGAACAAAUGGAUACGCUAAAUCAAAGAAUACUUUGUGAAUAGCUUUAUUAUGGAUAGAGCGGAACAAAUGGAUACGCUGAAACAAUAUAUAUAUAUAUAUACAUAAACAUGAUAGAUUAUUCUAUUUGUCAUUUGGUAUAAAUGAUGUGCUGUUACAUAUUCGAAUAGAAUAAAUAUAUUCGACGGAGAAAAAAGUUUGUAUUUCUUCAGCGUAUGUUAUUUGAGUAUUUCUAGGAUACGACACCGAGUUUGGAACAGUAAUGCAGUAAGUAAAAUUAUUUCUUUUUUUUUUAUUUACAGAUUCUUGAAAUUUUU